CCCUCUCACCCCGCCCCGUUCAACUCAGUCCGCUGCGUUCAUUUCAUUCCUGCUCCCAUUCCGCGCAUAUUUCGCAUCCUUGGAGAGACGCUGCGUAUUUUACGCACUCAGCGCGCCCGAUCCUUCCUCAAACCAAAACCGAGAGGAGACUCUGGAGUUGGCGGAGGGCUUCCCGCUGCUGUAGCGACUCCGAUCCGGUGAAAAGUGUGGGAAUUAAUCCAUAAAGAGGCGUAUGAAUCGAGAGCUCUGAGGUUGGAUUUUGGAGCGGCUCACUCACUUUUCUACAGUUCACUAGUCCUUAAAUUUUUAUUACUGGUAGUUACCAUUUGGAGCUACCGUCAGUUUCUAGUUGGCCACAGCUGGCCGUUGUUACUGGGAGUUAAUUAUUACCAUUAUAGUUCAUUUUAGCUUCAGUUUAUCACUAGACUUUUAAUUACUUUAUCAACUUGGCAUCAAGGCAUUUGCACUGAGUACACAUCAGCUAGUUACCGUUAGCUGCCAGUAUGGAGCGCAGUAGCUGGAGUGGCAGUGAGAGUCCAGGGGAGGACAUGGACAGACUGAGUGAUUCUGGAGGGGACAAGACCAUGGAUGGGGAUCCCGAGGGAGUUUGGAGCCCGGACAUCGAGCAGAGCUUCCAGGAGGCCCUGGCCAUCUAUCCGCCCUGUGGAAGGAGGAAGAUUAUACUGUCGGAUGAAGGGAAGAUGUACGGUCGAAACGAGCUGAUAGCCAGAUACAUCAAACUCCGAACGGGGAAGACGCGAACAAGGAAACAGGUAUCCAGUCACAUCCAAGUAUUGGCCCGAAGAAAAUCCAGGGAAUUUCAGUCCAAGCUAAAGGACCAGAAUGCCAAGGAGAAAGCUCUGCAGAGCAUCUCCUCCAUGUCCUCUGCUCAGAUCGUCUCAGCCACGGCCAUACACAGCAAGCUGCUGCCUGGGAUAGUCCGUGCCAGCUUCCCUGCUAAUGCACAGCUGUGGCAGGGGAUGAUUCCUGGAGGACAGUCCAGCUCCACCGCAGAAGACAUCAAGCCUUUCUCUCAGCAAGCCUACUCUGUGCAGACAGCAGGGACCACCACGAUCUCAGGCUAUGAACCUCCCAGUGCAGCCCAAACGCACCGAGAGCCGGCAUGGCAGGGUCGCUCCAUCGGCACCACCAAACUACGACUGGUGGAGUUUUCAUCUUUCCUGGAGACACAGAGGGACCAGGAGGCAUACAACAAGCACCUUUUUGUGCACAUCAGCCAGAGCAGCCUGAGCUACAGCGAUCCGCUGCUGGAGUGUGUGGACAUCCGGCAAAUCUACGACAAGUUCCCCGAGAAGAAGGGAGGUCUGAAGGAGCUGUUUGAUAAGGGCCCACAAAACGCCUUCUACCUGAUCAAAUUCUGGGCGGACCUGAAUUAUAACGUGCAGGACGACCCCGCAGCCUUCUAUGGUGUGACCAGCCAGUACGAGAGCUCGGAGAACAUGACAAUCACCUGCUCCACCAAGGUCUGCUCCUUUGGCAAGCAGGUGGUUGAGAAGGUUGAGACGGAGUACGCGAGGUUUGAAAACGGGCGUUUUGUCUACAGAAUCAGUCGUUCGCCGAUGUGCGAAUACAUGAUCAACUUCAUCCACAAGCUCAAACACCUGCCGGAGAAAUACAUGAUGAACAGCGUGCUGGAGAACUUCACUAUUUUGCUGGUGGUGAGCAACAGAGACACUCAGGAAACGUUGCUGUGUAUGGCGUGUGUGUUCGAGGUGUCCAACAACGAGCACGGAGCACAGCACCACAUCUAUCGACUCAUCAAGGAAUAACACACACACAUAUACACACUCACGUUGAAACACAUGUAUGGCCUUUGCUUGGUGUUUUUUUUUUUUCCUUUUUUGUGACAUCAGAGCUAAAAAUGUCUCUAAAAAUUAGUUUCAGCCAAACAAAUUCGUGAAAAAAAGAAAAAGGCUGCAUUUUCACUGAAAAUAACGGGGGUAAAAAUAUUUUUUUUAAUUAACACCAGAUGUGACACCGCAGAAACCUCCUCAACAGGAGCAUAUCCACACUAACUCCAAACCUGGUGAUCGGUAGCUCAUUAGCUAUAAUGAUAAUAAAAAAAGCACAGUGGCAGUGCAGCCAUAAAAACACAUCAGAAUCGACCUGGUGCAUUUCCCCAAGAACAUCCUGACUCUGAUAUCACCAGGGGAUGUCACGUCUCCACUAAUUGGUUCCUUCUUCUCUUUCUCCCAGUUUUUUCUCUUUUCUGUCUUUUUUUCCUCUUUCCUAUCUUGAUGAUGGAAAUGAAAGUGGUGUUUCUGUCAUGAGUUUUGGUGAAAGUCGACCCAGGGAGAAGAAAGAAAGAGAGGGGGAGAAAAACAAAACAAAAAAACAACAAAAAACAGAGAGAGUGAGAUCUCAUAAUUUCCCCCCCGUGUGUUAUCUGUCAGGAAACUGACAGGCGCUGAAGGUCAGACCCUGUGUAUCAUCAAUAAGCAGAGAAAGCUGGAGGAAAUAACACUACUGCAUUAUCAUAUAGUAGAAUAUAGAGGUGGAUUUGUACAGAUGGACACUGCAAAUUGUGUGAGCUGAAUUCUUAUACAAGAGGUUUGUCCCAAAGAAAAAGAAAUCAAAUUUUUACCUUUUUGUAUGUUUUCUUUACAAAAAAAAGAAAAGAAAAAAAUCUUCUAAACUUUGGGGAGUUGUUUAUUGAUAAUAGCAUAGAGAUUCUAUUUUAAUUCCACAAUCACUAUCUAAACCUUAUGUUAAUAAUAAGAAACUAUAAGUGAAAUUGAACAAUUCAGGUAGCUUUUUUUGUGCAACAGGUGACUCUUUAUUUUGCUUAAAAGACUAACGAAAUUAUAAUCCUCAAGAUUUCAGAAUCCUGUUUUGUGGGCUUUUAUUGUGAAGCAGCAGCUGUAGGAAAUGCCAGCUCUGUGGGAGAACGGCAAACGGUGAAACUGACGUCACUGAGACGUCAUUAGAAAUGCUAAAACUGGAUUCCAUAAAUGGAUUCAACGUGGAAUUGCAGGCUUCAUCCCAAACCGUGACAGCUGUCAACCAGAGGGGUGAUUAACAGAUAGAAAUGUGAUUACAAACUAUGAUCAACUAUUAAUAUGAGUUUGCAGAUCUUAAGGAUUAUAAUCUGAAGCAUACUCUGGUCUACUGAAAAGCACUGUGAAUUUUAAACCUUAUACAUUGCCAUUCAUGGUGUACACGUAGGGAAAAAAGUUUUACUGCUGUUUUUAUUGUGUAAAUUACUUUUGCAACUUAAAGGGGACCUAUUGUGUUCAUUUCCAAAUUUUCAUUCUUUUAGUCUCCUAGAGUAGCUUUGCAUGCGUCACAGUUCAAAAUAAUCCUCCUUUAUCUUAUUUUGGUCCUUGAUGUAGCCCUUCAGUUCAUUCAAUGUCUGAGUCAGCCUCCCAUUAUUAAACCCAACUUCUUCUAAUUGGCCACUUCCUGCAAACAGAAGGCUCAGCAGGUGGGCGGGGCUUUUGUACACAGAGGUUUUUUUUUGUUUUGUUUUGUUUUUUUGCUAUCUGAAGCAGAAACCUGAGCUUUUGGUUCACAGGGAUUACUUAUACAUACCCGGACAUAUUAUUUAAAAUGUUGGCCUAGUUUAUUCCAAGUGUCCACCAUUUUAACUUUAUAUAUGAUGGAAAACAAGGAAAAGUAUAAUAUGUCCCCUUUAAUGUUAUCUUAGGUAAGUGUGAUGACCAUGCCCAUACAAGCAAGCCUGAAUAUUACAUCCAUAUUUAGAUGGGACAGCCCUGACCAGAAGCAUUCUCACCUCAGUGUCAGGGUUAUUUUAACUCUAGAUGACACAGUUCCCCUCAACCACUACAACACAGGUUUUUCUGGUUAUAUAAUAUUUAAAAAGUAAUUUAUGAAUUUUAAAAAACCAAAAACUCUCGAUGGAGUGUACUGUAGCAGGUGUCGUCUGGUGGUUUGUCUGUGUCAUGCCCAGCAGCAUGAAGUGCCUUUGGCUGGAAACAGCAUUAGACAUUUCUAUUGUGUUUCCCAAAAGUCCUGAUAAUUUGAUGUUGUAGGUGGUGCAUGGGACAAAAAAACAAAAACAUUUUAUUGUACAGGAACAUUUUGGUCCCACAUGCCCCUGUUUUCUGUGUCCUGGGAUCAGUUUAUCCAAAUUCCAUGUAAAAGUGGUUCUUUAAUUUAAUUUGUGGACAGUCCUGAUUAAUUUUUCAAUUUUUUCUGAUGUCUUUGGGAUAAAUUCUUGUUCAUGUGGUAUCUAUUGGCAGUAUUUAUUCCAUGUAUUUGCAUUUGUUUAUUACAUGUAUGACGGAUUCAUGUAGACAGAGCUUGUGCACUAGAUAUUACCUGGCGCCUCGUUCAUAAAAUGCAAUUGUUUGGACUUGUCACUGUUUGGACGACCUGCUCUUACAAACCUGCUGUAGAAUCAUUUUGAUUAUCUGUUUUAUAUAGACGCUGUUAAAAGUAGUGGAUGCCAUCAAUUAACUUUUUACAACUUUAAUAUCUCUGUCUGAUACAGCUACAGCUAGCAGGUUAGCUUAGCUUAGCAUAGCAAUGAAAGCAAGUGGAAACAGUGCUCAUAAUCCCUUCUAAAGCUAGCAAAUUCACAUAUUAUAUUGUGUUUGUUUGGUAUGUUUUAAAAAAAAAAGCAUAUAGUCAAGUUAGGCAGUUUAAAAAAUAAGAAGAAAUGCUAAAAGUCAACCAGCUCUCAAAUCAUCUUGUCUUGUUAUAUAUUCGCAUACCUAUAGCUGGUUAGCUUAGCUUAGCGUACUCAUAAUUAGCUUUUGCAGAUUUUCUGCAAGUUUGGCCUGUAUUCCCAACCACCGGUGUUUGGAAGGCUAGUUUUAAAAAGUAAUAGAUUAAUGAAUUAAAACUGAGUCAGACUGCCUGCUCUCAGACUUGUUCCAGCAGUCCAAGCAUACUUUUGAGAAGUAGGCAGUUUCACUUUUAGCUUUGCUGUUUCCACAUGUUUUCAUGGUGUGAUAAACUCAUGGCAUUAGCAGCUUUCACACAACAAACCGAACAAGAAAUGUAUUUGUUAGAGUGCCAAACUGAUUCUUUCAAGUUAGACUGAAAAGGCAGCUAUAAUAAGCUACACUGACUAGGUUUACCGAUUUAUCUGGAUAAGCUUCUUUCUCUUGGAAUUAAAAUCCAUGAUUUGUAACUCAUUGCAGCUCUUAAAGAUUUCUUUUUUUUUUUUUGUUUACAUGUGGGAAUCUGUUUAAACACUAGAAGGUCGGAAAAAUGAAGCAAUGUGAAUAAAUGAGGCCCAGAGAUUUUUAUGUUUUAAUAAGAAAACCUUGAUACAAUGAUGUUGGCCGAAAAUGCUUUGCGGUGUUCAGAAGAUCCAGUAACUUGUAGGAACUUCAAACCUCAAAUGACACAUCUUUGCUCAGAAAUGGCCAGCUGUUCAAAAUUUAGCCUCAACAAGUUAUGACUCACACGUGAUUCACGUCUCCUGCCUUUGUGCUGAAAUGGAUUAGUGUUUAUCCAAAACCACUAGGUUUUGACUCUGUUAAACUAAAGACCCCUGUGGGUGUCUGUCGGGAUUACAAACCACGCUUUCCCCCCUCACACUCGUGAAUCAUCCCGCUAGGAAAUUCCCCUGCUCUUGACUUUCCCAGACUUGUGGCUCACACUCCAGUAUUUGUUGUUUGUAGACCGAACACUAGGCCUUCUGCAGGAGGAUGGACACGUAACGUGCAAGUGAUAGCCCAACAAAAGCUGCAGCUAUGACCCUCUGUCCAAACAGUAUCUAGCACCUGCUUACCAAAGACAGUCAUGUGACACAAAGUAAAGAGGAAAGUGAUUUAUUAAAGCUCGCUUAAUGAACAUAAAAAAACUAAAUCAAAAAUGGACGCCCCUUACCAUCUUGGCUGUCAGGAAAAGGCUUCUUUAAACUGUGACUCAUUAAAAUGCUCUAACUGUCCGUUAAACAUUACAAGGACUCAGCUGCACAGCUUAACUGUUAACUGUCCAUUUGCUGUAAUCAGCUGGAGAAUAUGUGGUGACAAUAAAAUAACACUAAAGCAGUGAAGUCUAAAAGGUCGUUCAAAAGGUCACAAAGUCCAGUGAAGCACUGAGUUUUUCAGUCAUUGUCGUCUGUGUUGUUAAUGUCGUCUUGUAUGUGCAAGUUGGAUAUUAUCUUCUAUUACGGAUCACGUGAGGCGCAGAAAUCCUGUCUGUAAUCAAUUCCAAAAUGGCCUUGAAUCUUUUUCGCUCCGGUGCAGCACGCGUGUGUCGUGCACCGAGGGGUUUUUGAUAAGGUGCUUUGUAUAAAAGUGACAAUAACGUUUAUUACAGAUGUUGAUAUUCUAAUGUUUAUCCUAUUUUGUGAAGAGAGUACAUUUAGGAGAAAUCCAAAAGCUAGUGAUGUGUGUCUAUUGGUACUGCACAGGGUCUGAUCUUUGCUUUGUAACUUUCUCCCCCCUCAUGGCUAAAGGUAUGUUAGAUAUUUUCUAGCUUUGUAGAGACUUUGUACGCAUAUGCUAUUCAGUUUAAAUAAAUGGUCAGUUCUAAA
Maylandia zebra (zebra mbuna) is the source of this 6475-nucleotide messenger RNA. RefSeq names its product TEA domain family member 1a (gene tead1a). Gene Ontology annotation, cellular component: transcription regulator complex. Gene Ontology annotation, molecular function: DNA-binding transcription factor activity, RNA polymerase II-specific; RNA polymerase II cis-regulatory region sequence-specific DNA binding. The record is from RefSeq and is a predicted model, not a curated record. Gene Ontology annotation, biological process: regulation of transcription by RNA polymerase II; hippo signaling; embryonic organ development. NCBI's taxonomy places the organism in Eukaryota, Metazoa, Chordata, Actinopteri, Cichliformes, Cichlidae.